This is a messenger RNA of Iphiclides podalirius (scarce swallowtail), 1110 nucleotides long. NCBI's taxonomy places the organism in Eukaryota, Metazoa, Arthropoda, Insecta, Lepidoptera, Papilionidae. The record is from the annotation of a GenBank genome assembly.
AUGGGCAGGCCUUUCCGGCAACUCAAAGAUGAGCUUGGCGAGGUGGUCGCUGAGCUCGAGGCUCUGGACGGCCAGGAGGAGUGCAAACAGAACAGUAAAGCCAAACAGAUGAGUAUAGGCAGAAAGAAGUUUAACAUGGACCCGAAGAAAGGUAUCGAAUACCUAUACGAGAACGGGCUUCUGCAAAGGACACCCGAGGACGUUGCGCAGUUCCUUCACAAAGGCGAAGGUCUGAGCAAAACUGCCAUCGGUGACUACUUGGGCGAGAGGUCGGAUUUCAACGAGGCCGUGCUGCGGGCCUUCGUGGAGUUGCACGAUUUCACGGACCUAAUAUUGGUGCAAGCGCUAAGACAGUUCCUCUGGAGCUUCCGGCUGCCCGGCGAGGCGCAGAAGAUAGACCGCAUGAUGGAGUGCUUCGCGCAGCGCUACUGCCAGCUCAACCCGGACAUAUUCACGAACGCGGACACGUGCUACGUGCUCAGCUUCGCCAUCAUCAUGCUGAACACCUCGCUGCACAACCCCAGCGUGAAGGACAAACCGUCGCCCGAGCAGUUCGUCGCGAUGAACCGCGGGAUAAACAACGGCGGCGACCUGCCGCACGAGUUGCUCUUGUCAUUAUACGAGUCUAUAAAGACGGAGCCUUUCAAGAUUCCGGAGGACGACGGGAAUGACCUCAUGCACACCUUCUUCAAUCCCGACAAGGAGGGUUGGCUGUGGAAGCAAGGUGGCAGAUACAAGUCAUGGAAGAGACGCUGGUUUAUACUGAACGAUAACUGCCUGUACUACUUCGAAUAUACUACGGACAAAGAGCCUAGAGGGAUCAUUCCAUUAGAAAAUAUAUCUGUGCGGCCGGCGAGCGACCGGCAGCGGCCCCACUGCCUGGAGCUGUACGCGAGCGGCGGCGCCGACCUGAUCAAGGCCUGCAAGACCGACUCCGAGGGCAAGGUGGUCGAGGGGAAGCACACCGUCUACAGAAUGUCGGCAGCCACUGCGGAGGAGAGGGACGAGUGGAUCGAAUGCCUCCGCCGCUCGAUAAGCCACAACCCCUUCUACGACAUGCUGGCGCAGCGCAAGAAGAAGGCCCAGCACAGCGUCCACUCGAGUUCACAC